Molecule: messenger RNA, 1023 nt
Organism: Lolium perenne
Lineage: Eukaryota; Viridiplantae; Streptophyta; Magnoliopsida; Poales; Poaceae
Product: homeobox-leucine zipper protein HOX15-like
Biological process (GO): regulation of DNA-templated transcription
Molecular function (GO): DNA-binding transcription factor activity, RNA polymerase II-specific; sequence-specific DNA binding
Source: RefSeq, a predicted model, not a curated record
ACAGGCAGCUUGACAGAGGGAGACAACUUCAUUGGUGCAUGUAUAUGGCGCAGGAAGAUGUGGACCUAGCCCUGGGUCUCUCCGUCGGCUCCGGCACUGGCAACCCCCACCUGCUUCAGCCGAAAGAAGCACCGCCGCUGGAGCCAUCGUUGACCCUGAGCCUAACCAUCGCCGUAAAGAGGGAGAAAGUGGAGGAGGAGAACAAGAGGGCCAUGAUCUACUACUCCGCGGCAUCGUCAGCGGCGGAUGACGACAUUGAGGGGUGCAACAACAGCGGUAGCAGCCGGAAAAAGCUGAAGCUAACCAAGGAGCAGUCGGCGCUCCUGGAAGGUCGCUUCAAGGAGCACAGCACUCUCGACACGAAGCAGAAGACAGCUUUAGCAAGGCAGCUCAACCUCAGGCCAAGGCAAGUUGAGGUCUGGUUCCAAAACAGAAGAGCCAGGACAAAGCUGAAGCAAACGGAGGUGGACUGCGAGCUCCUGAAGCGCUGCUGCGAGACUCUCACCGAGGAGAACCGGCGCCUCCAUCUUGAGCUCCAGCAACUCCACCACCAACAACAACGCCACCCAACCGCGUUCUUCAUGCCCGCAGCCGCCAUGCUCUCCGUCUGCCCCUCCUGCGACCGCCUCGCCCCUGCACCGCCCGCCCAUGCCGCCGCCGCAGCUGACCGUCCUGCCUCCAAACGCAGCUUCUUUGCCACCAAUUCUGCCGCCUCAGCUAGACAACUCUAUCCACACAAAGAUAGACAUGCAUCCAUGAAUUAGUCAAUCAUGAGUUCAUAACUCAACUGAUUAGUGUAUAUAGAUGUUCAUCCCAUCCACUCCCCUUUAUUUGGUUAGCUUCGUUUUUUCGCAAGUUAACUGAUGCACGAGGAGGAUCGAUGGAGUACCAUGAAUUUAGGAAAAGAAUAUUUUAUUAUAGUGUAUGAAAUGUUGCCGUUGUAGCUACUUAGAUAGGAUAAAAAGUGUAGUUGUUUGUGAGUCCCUGAUGAAUUUUAUUAAGUCAGGAGAUUACCACCUACCU